CGUGGAAGAGCGCAGUAGCGAUGCCCCGGUGACCGGUCCCCGGUGGAGAAGUCGGCGGGAGAGGAGAGGAGAGAGAACGAUGGGAGACGCCGCGGACCCGGUCAGGGACCCGAGGAAGACCUUCAUCGUCCCCGGAAUCAGAGCCUUCGAUCACUACGAUUUCUCCAGAGCGAAGACCGUGUGCAGCCUCUCCUGGUUGGUGGCCAAGGCUUUCGGGACAGACCAUGUACCAGAGGAACUGGUGGAGCCAUUUUAUACCGACCAGUAUGACCAGGAACACAUCAAGCCACCCGUUGUCAACUUGCUUCUUUCUGCUGAGCUAUAUUGUCGUGCUGGCAGCCUGAUAUUGAAGAGUGAUGCUGCAAAACCAUUGCUGGGCCAUGAUGCUGUUGUACAGGCUCUUGCACAGAAGGGUCUUUAUGUUACAGAACAGGAGAAGCUAGUGACUGAGAGGGAUCUUCGCAAGAAACCGAUUCAGAUGGCUGCACACGUAGCCAUGAUUGACACUCUGAUGAUGGCUUAUACUGUGGAGAUGAUCAGCAUUGAGAAGGUGGUCUCGUGUAUUCAGCAGUUCACAAACUUCUUCCCAGCCACAGACCUUCCCUACGAUAUUGAAGAUGCCAUCAUGUGCUGGAUAAAUAAGGUUAAUGGACAUUUGAAAGAGAUAAUCAACCAGGAACAGAGAUCCCAGGCUUCGGAACCACCAGGAGGUCAAAGGUCUCCUACCAAAUGGUAUUGGAAACUGGUUCCUGCCCGGUACAGGAAAGAUCAAGCACUACCCAAACAACUGCCCUGCAUCCCUUCAGUGGAAAAUCUAUUGAAAGACACCACAGAUGGUUGUACUUUAACAGCAUUGAUCCACUUCUACUGUCCUGACGUCAUCCGAAUGGAAGAUAUAUGCCUGAAGGAGACCAUGUCAUUGGCUGAUGGUCUCUAUAAUCUGCAACUGAUUCAGGACUUUUGUCAGGGGUACCUGAACCAGUGCUGCCAUUUUACCCUGGAAGAUAUGCUCUACGCCUCCUCCUCUAUCAAGAAUAAUUACCUGGUGUUUAUGGCAGAACUCUUCUGGUGGUUUGAGGUGGUGAAACCCCCUUUUGUGCAGCCUCGAGUGGUUUGUGAAGUGGAAGCUGAACCAGUCCAGCCUAUAAGGAACAUAACCGCUGCUUUCCCAAUUUCGAAUGCUACUAGAAGGAGCUUCACGGAUACUUCUCCCAGCUCUGCCUUCAGCUCCAGCAAAGUGAGUCCGACAUUUUCACCCUCACAGCCCCUUCUACCCUUGAGACACACCCAGCAACGACCUCAUUCUUCUGGUACAGGAAUGAUGCGGCGAUCAACAUCCUUGUCUUACGUGGAGGGUUAUGCGGGAACCUGGCCUGAAAAGAAACCAAGGUCGUCUCCCCAAGCAGUGGCAUUCUGCAUUCCCUUUGAUUCCGAGAACAACCUUGAUAUCUCCACCCCCAAUAAUCGGCCGAUAAUUAGGUCAAUUAGCAAUGACAGUUUGGUUUCGAACCUCAACAACACUCCCAAACGUUUAAUGAGAAACUCAUCUUUCCAGCCAAUAAAUGGGCAGAAUGAUGGAAUUGAAGAGGAAAUGCACUUACCUAAUCACACUGAUAAAUCCCCUAAAAGUUCGACCAAGAGGCAUGGGUUAGGAAACCCAAGGAGAAGAUCGAUGCAUGAUACCGUGUUAAAUGGACCAAUUGAAAAUAUUAGCGAUUUGGAUGACUAUAGCAAUAAUAUUGGGCCACCAAGCAUUGAAGAAGCUCUGCAAAUAAUUCAUGAUGUAGACAAAUCUUCGGAUCUUCAAUCAGAACAGCUAACUGAUGGCUUUUUCCUGCAUCUUAAAAAUAGCAGUGACAUGCCUGUCAAACCUAAAAUGAACCAAGCCAGCAGCCUGGAUUCAAUUGCAGAGAUUAAGGGCAUUGUAAGCCCUAUGACUGAUAACACUGAGGUGGACACUGGGAUUCAUGUGCCAUCUGAAGAUAUUCAAGAGACAAUGGAUGAGGAUUCUUCCUUAAGGGAUUAUACUGUAAGUAUGGAUUCGGACCUGGAGGAUCCUUCAAAACCUCAUGACACUGACAUAACCAACAGUAAUUACAAAUGUUUGCCAACUCCUCUUGCAAAUUCACUGAGUACUGCAUUGCACGUUGGAAAUGCUAUCUCCCCUGGGUCUGCAAUUAAAAUGACCAGCUUUGCUGAGCAAAAAUUCAGAAAGCUGAACCACACCGAUCCCAGACUGAGUGGCAGUAGUUCCCAAAAGACAACACCAGAGAGUUCAGAGCUUAACACCCCAGGCGUGGUGUCCUGGGGUCAGACGCCUGAGCUGAGUCCCCUCAGGCAAACCAGAGAUACCGCUCAGCUGCUGGCAUCUGAGAUGGUUCAGCUCAAAAUGAAACUAGAAGAAAAGCGCCGAGCCAUUGAAGCCCAGAAGAAGAAAGUUGAGGCUGCUUUUACAAGGCAAAGGCAGAAAAUGGGCAGGACUGCAUUUCUGCACGUAGUGAGAAAGAAGGCUGAUGGCAUUUGCACAGUGAAGGAAGAGCUUGGUGAUGAGAGUGAGAAAUCUUCACAGCAGAAGAAAGUGUCUAAAGUGGAGCCAAUUGAUGAAAAUGAGGAAUUGAAAAUCGAGGAAGUCGGAAUGAACUGCAAUUCAGCAGAUGGCAUCAAAAGAGAUCUGGAUGAACUACAUACACAGGGCCUUAAGUCCCCUACCACACCAGUUGAUUCAGAAAAGCAAGUUUCAUGGAACUUAGCUAGCCCCUCGGAAGAGGCCAUAGGAGAGGCUGAAAUAGUGGAAUACAACCGGUUAAUUGAGAAAAUGAACACUGCUUUACAUGCCCUGCAACAGGAGAUGCAACGUUUGGCACAACAGCAAGAAGUAAUAAUGCACAUGCGAGAACCACAACAAGCCUGGGUAAUUUCUCCCCCUCAACCAUCCCCACAAAAGCAAGUCCGAGAGCUUCGAUCUUCUUCAAGAUCAACCGGGUCCCUCUCUCCUUCCCUAUCCUCUUCUGGUGAAUCACCUCGCUCGACUCAACGCUCCCCACAAAUUUUGCACAGAAAGCCUGCGUACCCUCAUGUUAAAAACUCUCGCACCACAAGGCCAAGUGAAUUGAAAAUCACCCCUCUAAAUCGUGUCCUCAGUCUCCCUCGUUCCGUCGAUAGUCUUCCUCACCUCAGAAAGUUCUCUCCGAGUCAGGUCCAAACGAGAUCUUUCAUUUUUCUUGGAGAUGACGGGGAGAAACAGUCUGAUCAUCAUUCGAAGCAAAAGUGUGAGGAUUCAACCAAUGAUAAACCAGCAGACAUCAGAGUGACUGAUGAGCAACCCUCACACACAGACAAGGAUGAUGGAAUAAGCCGUGUUGAGCUCUGGUUUGCUCAAAUGCCCUCAGUGUCCAGAGAAGCAUCUGUGGAUUUUCCCGACAGUCCUGUUAAAAAGAAGGAACCUCCUAACCAGACCCCAAAGGCUGGUUUAAUUGAGGUUUCCCUUUCAGACCUGAAACCUUCAGAGGAGGAAACAGAGUUGGAUGAAACAAAUGAAGGUGAUGCUGACAGAGAGCACUUUGAGGAGGAUCAGAAGUUAUGUUGUGGGUUCUUCUUCAAAGAUGAUCAGAAAGCUGAGGAUGACAUUGCCGUGAAGCGAGCAGCACUUCUGGAGAAAAGGAUGAGGCGAGAGAAGGAGAAGCAGGUUCGGCGACAGCAGCUGGAGGCUGAGUUAGAAGAGAAAAAGGAAGAAACCAGGCGCAAAGCAGAAGAGGAGCGGCAAAAAAAGGAAGAUGAACGAGCACGCAGAGAGUUUAUUAAGCAGGAAUAUCUGAGAAAGAAACAGCUGAAGCUAAUGCAAGACAUGGAUAGUGUGAUCAAGCCUCGUCCCACCACGUUAAAACUGAAAAAAGCUCGUCCAAAGUCCUUCCGGGAGGAUGGAGAGCAUCGCAGGACGCCUGUCAGGUCAUCAGAAGUGUCCAGUCUGUCUUUGGCAUCACUAAACCUAGCAGAGACAGAUCAUACACAUUCAGGAAAAAGAACUCCCAGGUACAGCAAGUCAUUGAAGCUUCUGAAACCAUCCCUGAGGAACAGAUGUAAUAAAAUGACAGAAUCAGUGGAGGGCUCUGUGUCACCGAGUUGUAAUGCAAGUCACAGUGGUGAGAAAGACUGGGAGAACGGCUCCACCACUUCCUCAGUGGCCUCAGCAACAGAAUAUACAGGACCAAAGUUAUACAAAGAGCCCAGUGCAAAAUCAAACAAACACAUCAUUCAGAAUGCUAUAUCUCACUGCUGCCUGGCUGGAAGAGUUAAUGAGAAUCAGAAAAAUAAAAUAUUGGCGGAAAUAGAGAAGUCAGAAGCCAAUCAUUUUUUGAUUCUUUUCCGGGAUCCUGCAUGCCAAUUCCGAGCACUCUAUACCUACAGUCUGGAAACCGAAGAGAUCGUUAAACUGGCAGGAAUAGGACCCAAAGGUAUCGGAAAGAAAAUGAUUGAGGGACUUUACAAGUACAACUCAGAUCGGAAGCAGUUCAGCAACAUUCCUGCCAAAACGAUAUCAGCCAGUGUGGACGCAAUUAUCAUCCACGGCCACUUGUGGCAGAAUAAGAGACCUGGAACGCCUAAAAAACUCACUCCUUCUAAAUCAUAGUAGGGGAAAAAUCAUCAAGAAAACAAUUAAUGGCAUUAAAUAAUUGCACUGCGUCAUAACUGCCUGAGAAGGAAGGGUUUUCUGCCAUCUUUUGUAGAUCUGUCUACAAUCUAGUUUGUACAAUAAUCGAAAACUGGACACCAGACCCUGCUUUCAUUUUGCACAACUGGAAUGUAUUAUGUGUUAAACAGGCGUCGAAAGACAUCACUGUUGCAAUUAGGUUUUAAAAGAAAGUUAAUUGUAAAGUAGUUUGAAUCGAAUCAUGCUUGUAGUUUUCUAUUUGCUAGUUAAUGUGACAUGAAUACCAUUAUUGUGUAGUUUCGUACACUGGAGCGUUGUUGGUCUGAAGGUUACAUAUUGAAACCAAACUGUAAGGCCCAAUAUCUGUAACCAUUUUGCCUCCUCAUUUUAAUGUUUUUACAACUACCAUCGGGUUCAUUUAAAGGUAUCUUUUAAAGGAUCGGUGUUUUUUAUGCAUUCUGUCUUCAUGUUAAACUUUCCUCUGUAUUAGCCAUAACUAUAUAUCGGGGCUAUUGGAUUUGGAAGGCUGCUAUAUUACUGUUAUUUACAGUUACAGAUAACUACUGGUCGGGUGCCAUUAUUUUUCCAGAACACUUACUUGCUGGAUGCAGGUUUUGUACCAGUUUGGGCAAUUAGUUAGGAACUUAACAGUGUUAGUUACACAAUUUUUACGCUAUUAAAGUAAGAAUUCUGUGCUGGCAAUCCCAGCGUUCGAAUUAAGUGCAGAACUGGUUUAUGCAACAGUAGCUUCAUUUGAGACUACCGAUUGUGGCUAAUCACUGCUGUUUACAUGGUGCCCUGUUCUUAACACAUGCAACAGGGUACAUCGCACAUUGUGAAUGGAUAGUGAUGAAUGAGUCUUAAGUGGAUGAUGUGGCCAAAAUCUGACACUAGAUUAGCUUUAGUGAGUGAUGUUAGGAUAUGUGUGCUUUUUGGGGGAGAAAUCCAGAGAAUGAGAUUGAGGAAAUGGCAAAGGUACACAAUUUUAUUGAAGAACGGUUUUAUUAAUUCCAUGAUCAGAUGAACAACCUGUGCAUUUCAUGUUUAAAACAAAAACUACAGAAAGCUAACUGACAUUCCACCUUUGAGGACUCAUUCCGUCGUAGAUAAUCAUGUGCACGUUUAUCUUUCUCAAAAUGUCAUGUACUUGUUUAUUUUAGUGUCUUGGAAAAGUGAAACUUUGACAAGUCCAUUUUUAUAUCCUGUUUGAACAUCCAGCUGAAGCAGAUGGCAGAAAUUGUGGUGACUUUGUACACGGCUUUGGAUUGCUGUUCGUCAGUGCAGACUAACGCCAUAUUCACACAUUGUCUGAGAAUCUUGUAGAAAGCAAUACUGGAAUAAUCUGGAUCGGAGGCAUUUUUCCUCGUGUUACUGUGCAGGACUUGCUUCCUGCUUUUUUUUUCUUGGAGAAAUUGUUAUAGUUAAAGCAGUGCAUCCACCUCCCAAGUUUCCUGGUGUUUUAUUUGUGUAAUAAAACCUUUCAUCUGCAUGAAA
Messenger RNA from Callorhinchus milii (elephant shark), 6142 nucleotides. RefSeq names its product calmodulin regulated spectrin-associated protein family, member 2a (gene camsap2a). Gene Ontology annotation, molecular function: microtubule minus-end binding; calmodulin binding; spectrin binding. Lineage: Eukaryota; Metazoa; Chordata; Chondrichthyes; Chimaeriformes; Callorhinchidae. Bases 80 to 4627 code for a protein of 1515 amino acids. Gene Ontology annotation, cellular component: microtubule minus-end. Gene Ontology annotation, biological process: neuron projection development; cytoplasmic microtubule organization; negative regulation of microtubule depolymerization. The record is from RefSeq and is a predicted model, not a curated record. The transcript is spliced from 19 exons.